This is a messenger RNA of Stylonychia lemnae, 2880 nucleotides long. Lineage: Eukaryota; Ciliophora; Spirotrichea; Sporadotrichida; Oxytrichidae. The record is from the annotation of a GenBank genome assembly.
AUGAUUGGGGAAGAAAGAAUGAAUAAAGGUGGCGAAUUUUAGAUAGAAUACAAUCUAGUGAAAUAAAAGAUCGAUCAUUCUUAACCAGUUAGAGCUAGCUUUAACACAAGAAAGGCUGCUGAUAACAAGAUUCAGGUACAUCUUGCAUAUCUGUUCGCUUCCCCAUUAGUUUAGCCUUUAUCAUCGAAUAAAUACCAUGAUUAAAUUCCACCUAUUGGUUUUAAAAAGGAAUUUGAAGGAUUACUUGAAGAAAUUGAUUAGAUGAAGAUAGAAUUUAUAUAUCAUUACCAGUAAGCUACAAAGAAUAAUUUGAUAUCUACAUUAUCUUAAAAUCCAAUAGGUUUACAUUUUUCAGGCCAUGGAUUCCAAAACAAUCUGGCUUCUCAUCAAUAGGAUAGUUAUGUAUUCGGUGAGAAUAAGUCGAAAGGAAAAAGUUUUCUAGCUUUCGAGGAUAAAAAUGGAGCUUAACAUAAUAUCUAUGAUGAGGAUUUAAAAUAGAUUUUAAAGGAAAAAGAUAACCUCAAAUCUUUGAAAUUUAUAGUAGUCAACUCUUGCCAUUCAUAGAUCUGUGGUGAAAUAUUCAAAAAUUGCGGUGUUUAGCAUGUAAUUUGUAUUAAAGCAGAAAAAUAAUUACUUGAUGAAGUAGCUGUAAAAUUUUCUAGAAUCUUCUAUCAAUUAGUAUUUACAAGUAGUAAAACAAUCUGUGAGGCCUUUGACAUUGCUAAAAAGGAUGUCUUAAGUAAUUUCAAUAAAAAAGAAUCAGAAAAAUUCCUAAUCUACAAAGAUGAUAAUCAUGACUGUGAGAUAAUUUAUAGUGAAAUGAAUAAAGGAGGUGCAAAUAGAAAUUAAAUCUAUCCUAAGUUAUCGGUUAUUCCAUCUUAAGUUGAACCUUUUAUUUCAAGAAAUGGAGAUUAGUUUGAAUUGAUAAGCAUAUUAAAUUUGGAAAAUGUUUAAGUUGUCUAAGUCUUUGCUCUUCCCGGCAUGGAAAAAAUUCCAAUUAGGGAUGAAUUAAUAGAUAUGAAGCAAAUAUAUGAGUUAGAUGACUACACCGAAAGUCUUGUUGCUGAUGGAAAACUUUCCCAUUAUAAUAUGGGCUAAAAUUAGCCAUUCUGGAAUGUUCAUUAAGCAUUAUUCUUGAGAAGGAACCAAAAGCUUUGGAUAUAUUUUAUCUUCUUGGAAAAUCUUAUUAAGGCUUGGUAAAAGAAGAUAUAAUAGACAUUUUUGUAUAUGCCUCGGAACAAAAAUAAAUACAUCGAAUCUAAAUUAGACGACAACUCCCUAAUUCAAAUUAUUGAAAUGAUUGCUAAUUUCUAUAAUCGAAAGAUAUAGAAGCUUUUCGAUAAAGUCAGCAACGAUGAAAAGACUGAUUCCUAUAUUGAGUUCUUGUAAAAUUAUGAACUUGAUAUACUUUACUAUUUAAAUGAGCAUUUCAAAAAGUUACCAUUAAAAAGUGAACAGAAACACUAAGAUUGUCCUCCAUUUUCUGACCUAUUCUUUUAGCAUAAUAUAGGAUUAUAUCAUUCUGUUUCAAACAUCCAUCCUUUUGGGAAAAGAUUAGGUUCCUCUGGAUAGCCGAGUGAUUAAGAAUCAUCAUCUACCUAAGAAAGAGGGGAAAGUAAUAAGAGUGAUAAUGAUUAAAAGCUCUCUUAAUUUGCAGAUCUUAGUUUGAAGAAAAGCUAUAGUUAAAAGAAGAAGUAAAAUGAUUAAAUUGAGGAAAGAAAGAGUUUGGAAGAUAAGGAUUCAAGCAAAGAUGGAGAUGAAAGCAGCAGUAGCAGAACGCAAAAGCAUUAUUAGAGUGAUGAUGAUGAAGAGUCGUAGAAUUUUAACAGAAGAGAUGACUCUAGCGAUGAUGAAGACGAUGAGGAUGAUCCUCUCUAUAAUAUAAAGUAGCAUAAAAGAAUGGCGAAGAUAAAUAGAUUUGAGGAUUCAGAUUCAGAUAAUCACACUAGUAAAAGAAAAGCAUCUGACAAUAACAAUAAUAACUCUAAUAGUAAGCUUAAUGAUAUAGACUACAGCAAAAGUAAUCAAGCACAAGCAAAAGGUUAAUUGGAAUUAAAUAAUCUUGCUAACAAACCAAUAGGUGCUAAAUUUAACUCGUUUAAAGAUAAUUCUAAUGAUGAUUAGACGUCACCUGCUAACAAUCUAAGAAUUGAUAUUGAUCAAGAGGAGGAGAUAAAAUAGGAUGAAUUAAAUUAAUACAAUGAAGCUAUUGCAAACAUGAAGAAGUAUGUAAAGAAAGAAACUAUAACUCAGAGUACUUACAACCAAUUCAUGCAUAGCAUCUCAAAUUAGAUUUAAAGUAAAUAUGUCAACCAAAAUGAUAAGUAUUCUAAUGGUAACACUUAGCAAAAAUCAUAAGACACGCAUAGAGUAGAGGUUGCAAAAUAUUAAGACAAAGUAAAUAGCAGGCUGCUUUAAGCUAAUAUGAUUAUGAUUGACAUUUAUUUCUUAUUCAAGGGCAAUAAUCAGUAAAAUGUAGUAUCUGCUAUCUUAUAUUAGCUUUUGAAGAUAUUUAAAAGGAUUAAAUGUGAUAGAGGAAAAGGACUAGCUAACUUUUUCAUUGCAAAGCAUUAUCAAAAAGCAGGGAAAUAUGCAAAGGGAACGGUAAAAUAGGCAGCUGAAAAAGCUUUCUAGAAAUUUUAAAGAGAUGGUACAUACUAAAAAGGAAUGUAUAAUGCUAUGGAGUUGCUCAGUAAUAAACUUCAAGUUCCUAAUGACUACAACCGAUAUGGAAUAACAAAAGGCUUCAAUUCAGACAUUAUCAAAUCAGAUAAUUAGAAGCAAUAGCAAAAGGCAAAUGUAAAAACACCCAUUGAUUAAGAAGCCAUCAAGAAGAAAAUUAUUUCAUUAUAAUUAGAAGAAAUAGUUAUAAAAAGAUGA